AUUCAUCUUCUCUACAUUUAUUAGUUUCUUUGAGAAAAAAUGAAAUUCUUCAUUUGUAUUCUUGCGUUACAACAACUGUACGUACUAAGUGUCGCUCAAGAUUUCGAUUUCUUCUACUUUGUUGUACAGUGGCCUGGAGCGUAUUGUGAUUCAAGACAUACUUGUUGCUAUCCGAAAACCGGGAAACCAGCUGCGGAUUUUGGAAUUCAUGGUCUUUGGCCUAACUACAAAACUGGUGGAUGGCCUCAGAACUGUAAUCCUGAUAGCACAUUUGAUGAAUUACGGGUAUCUGAUCUGGUGAGCAACUUACAAAGAGAAUGGCCAACAUUGUCGUGUCCCAGCAACGAUGGUGUGCACUUUUGGACACACGAAUGGGAGAAGCACGGAACGUGUGCUGAAUCUGAGCUCGACCAACACGAUUAUUUUGAAGCCGCUCUCAAACUCAAACAGAAAGCUAACCUCCUUCAUGCCCUUACCAAUGCUGGUAUCAAACCAGAUGAUAAAUUUUAUGAAAUAAAAGAUAUUGAGAGAGUGAUCAAAGAAGCAAUUGGAUUUGCUCCGGGAAUAGAAUGUAACAAGGAUUCGUCGCAUAAUAGCCAACUUUAUCAGAUUUAUUUAUGCGUUGACACUUCGGCCUCCAAUUUCAUCAACUGUCCUGUUAUGCUACAUGGUCGAUGCGACUCUCGAGUUCAAUUUCCCAAGUUCUAGAUCUCGCGGCUGAUUUUUUAUUUUAUUUACAUAAACAGUAUUGUACUUAUUUGGUUUCUGUUUGUGUUUCUGCAACUUCUAAUUGCAAUAAAAAUGUAUGAUCCCAUGAUACCGUUUAAUUAUUUGCUUGGUAACAGAA
Molecule: messenger RNA, 847 nt
Organism: Raphanus sativus (radish)
Lineage: Eukaryota; Viridiplantae; Streptophyta; Magnoliopsida; Brassicales; Brassicaceae
Product: ribonuclease 3
Exons: 4
Coding region: 40-708 (222 amino acids)
Biological process (GO): RNA catabolic process
Cellular component (GO): extracellular region
Molecular function (GO): ribonuclease T2 activity; RNA binding
Source: RefSeq, a predicted model, not a curated record